Messenger RNA from Peromyscus maniculatus bairdii (prairie deer mouse), 1866 nucleotides. RefSeq names its product RNA-binding protein 4B. Gene Ontology annotation, cellular component: nucleus. Gene Ontology annotation, molecular function: zinc ion binding; mRNA binding. Lineage: Eukaryota; Metazoa; Chordata; Mammalia; Rodentia; Cricetidae. The record is from RefSeq and is a predicted model, not a curated record.
CAGCAGGAUUGGUCGCCCCGCGCCUACGAGGGGGAGGGGAGGCGGGCAGCGCGCACUCGCGCGUGCGUGAGCUGGCGCGCGAGAAAGCGCUCGGUCGCGCCGAGGCUCGAGCGGCCGUCGCCAUUUUGUAGGGUUCUCUCUGACGCGGGACCCGCCGCCACCGCCGGCACCACCCGGAGGCUCUUGUCAGGAUGGUGAAGCUGUUCAUUGGAAAUCUGCCCCGGGAGGCCACAGAGCAAGAGAUCCGCUCACUCUUCGAGCAGUACGGGAAGGUGCUGGAAUGUGACAUCAUUAAGAACUAUGGUUUUGUGCACAUAGAGGACAAGACGGCCGCUGAGGAUGCCAUACGCAACCUGCACCACUACAAGCUGCACGGAGUGAACAUCAAUGUGGAAGCCAGCAAGAAUAAGAGCAAAGCUUCAACCAAGUUACAUGUGGGCAACAUCAGCCCCACUUGUACCAACCAAGAGCUUCGGGCCAAGUUUGAGGAGUAUGGCCCAGUCAUCGAAUGUGACAUCGUGAAAGAUUAUGCCUUUGUACACAUGGAGCGGGCAGAGGAUGCAGUGGAGGCCAUCAGGGGCCUUGACAACACAGAGUUUCAAGGCAAACGAAUGCAUGUGCAGUUGUCAACUAGUCGACUUCGGACUGCCCCUGGGAUGGGAGACCAGAGUGGUUGCUAUCGGUGUGGGAAAGAAGGACACUGGUCCAAAGAGUGCCCAGUAGACCGUACAGGGCGUGUGGCAGACUUGACUGAGCAGUACAAUGAGCAGUAUGGAGCGGUGCGCACGCCCUACCCCAUGGGUUAUGGGGAAUCCAUGUAUUACAACGAUGCCUACGGAGCACUUGACUACUAUAAGCGCUACCGGGUCCGAUCUUAUGAAGCUGUGGCAGCAGCCGCUGCAGCUUCUGCGUACAAUUAUGCAGAGCAGACCAUGUCUCAUCUUCCGCAAGUCCAGAGCUCAGCUGUACCCAGUCACCUCAACUCCACUUCUGUUGAUCCCUAUGACAGACACCUAUUGCAGAACUCCGGCUCAGCGGCCACCUCAGCAGCCAUGGCCGCCGCCGCCGCCUCUUCCUCCUAUUAUGGCAGGGACAGGAGCCCACUACGUCGGAAUGCAGCUGUGCUCCCUGCAGUUGGAGAGGGCUACGGUUAUGGGCCAGAGAGUGAGAUGUCUCAGGCUUCAGCAGCGACACGGAAUUCUCUGUAUGACAUGGCCCGGUAUGAGCGGGAGCAGUAUGUGGACCGAGCACGGUACUCAGCCUUUUAAAAACUGGAGGUAGGAUAAUUGCGGACUGAACCCUCGGGCUGCGGUCAUAUAUGAGAACUUGGUCCUCGCGGUCCCCUUUGCCGGGAUGUUUCCAUUGCUUCAUGUUUCAGUAAACAAAGGAAUUUGUGACCAACUAUGUUUUUUUUUCUUAAUUUAAUUCUAAGUUAACUUCUUUCCUCGAUGCUAGUUGUCUGUAGCCUUUCACUGUUCCUUAUAUUCUCAGCCUCUGAACAGCCCUAGGUAAGGAUUCUGCUGGCAUCCCCCUUUUUCCUGUACAGUGGAGCCCCUAAGAGUUGAGCCCUUUGUCCCUGCCUUCCUGCAGCAUCUCCGUUCCCUUUAAAAUGACCAUGUAGUGGCAAGCAGCCUUUAACUCUUCUGUUAGCUCUGGACUCUAACACUGAAGCUAAACUUCUGAAGUUGCUAGGACCAUUGGGGUUUUGUUGUUGUUUUGGUUUGAUUUUUUGUUUGUUUUGUUUAUUUUGUUUUACCGGUUUUGUCUGACCUGUGAUCGUGGUAUAGCAUUAGCUGAAAUUUAGCCUUGUUUUAUUCCACUCCUCCCAUUUUUUUUUUUUGACAAAUAAAUGUUUCUAACACUUAA